GGAGUAAUCAGUUAGGUGAUGAGCUAGUACCAAACACACCUCCGUCCGAGUACUUGAUUGAUACAGAAGGAGGGGGCGCAGCCGACGACUUGUCUUUCCCUGCGUGAGAUCGUUGUUUGGAGUUUUGACCAUUGGAGCCUUCAAGGUUUGAUGAGAUUAGAGACUGGUGACAAGAUGCUUGGACUUGGUAUGUGGACCAAAAUCUGAACUCUGAACCAUCCUAGCUAUAUAUAGCAGUUUCAAUAUAGCAAGUAGCAGGAGGUAGGGAGCAGCCACACAGAUAUUAUUUGAAGAAGAUGGUGACAAGAAUGUCUGGGAGUAAUAGGAAGAAGAAGGUGAUGGAAAGAAUCUCUGCCACUUCUUCAAUCAAAAAGAGAAAGGGAAAAGGAGGACAUGGAAAGGGAAGAAGGCAUGAAAAGGCUCCAGCUCAAGACUUGGAGAAAGCCGCAAAAGAGUCAGACACUGAUUUCGAUGAGGUAGCAGCUGUAGGAAGAAUCAGUCAGGAGACAGGUCUUGCGGAAGAGCCAGACACUGAUGUUGACCGAGAUACACACUACCAUUUUGUUCUGGAGAUGAACCGAGCAGCAGAAGAUUUCGAGAUCGAUUUCGAGAAAAUGCAGUCAAAGAUGCCUAGGUUCCCUGCGAGCUUAAAAGGUGUUGGGACAAGUUAUGUUGCCCCGAGGGUGGUGGCCAUCGGCCCUUACCACAAUCCACUCUACAGCCUUGGCAAUGGAAAAUCAAACUACCUUGUGGAGAUGGAGGAGGUGAAACGGGUGGCUGCAUCCCACUUCAUCAAGAAAUCUGGCCACUCGUUUCUGGAAAUACGUGCAAAGGUUGAAUCUGUCGCAAGCGACCCUCACAAGUUCUACAACAUAGGUUCUGAAUCACUACCUGACUUUGUGAGCAUGAUGUGUGUUGAUGGUUGCUUCUUGCUGCAAUAUAUGCUCAUUUGUACGGCCCGCGACGAGCUUCCUUCAUCCUUGUUGUAUUUCUUCGAGUCCAACCAAGCAUACAUCAGCAAUGACAUAAUGCUGCUGGAGAACCAGCUCCCUUGGGUGGUGCUCCACACACUCUGGAGCUUGAGGCCCUCUGUGAACGUGGGGGAGUUCAUUGGUAAGAUGGGCCGCACACUCCAAGUAAGUGGAGACAAAGUGAGUGAACCGUUUGCCUGGGAUGGUACCAACGAGCCGCCACAUCUCCUCGGCCUCCUUUGGUUGUAUAAAACAGGAGGCAGCGUUAAUGCAGAACCCCAGUCUGAAGAACUCAGGCCCAUGUCGAAAACUAUUAGUGCCAUUGAGCUUGCAGAGAUGGGUAUCAAGCUUACAGCCAGCAAGACAACGAAAUUUACAGACAUGGGCAUCAAGAGAAGACCUGUCUUGGCCGACAAGAUCUUCCUAGCACCUCUUUUGCUAGAUGAGGUGAGGUCAUGCUGGCUCGUCAACAUGGCGGCUUUCGAGGUAUCCAUGGCCAAGGGUAUUCAAAAUCCAAUCGUGUGCUCUUACCUUGCCGUCCUAGCAAUGCUCAUGGACCGGGAGGAGGACGUGCACAAGCUGCGGUCAAAGCGUCUCGUGCAAGGAGAACUCACCAACAAGGAGACACUCGACUUCUUCAAGGCUAUAAUCAAGCACAUAAGCGGUGGCCCUCUCUACAUCAACAUCUUGGAAGAGAUUGAGUCCUAUAAGAGCAAGAGAUGGUUUUGGAUCAAGGUCCACAAGUUUGUUUACAAGAACAUUAAAACCAUAGUCACUGUGGUUUCUAUUGCGCUCUCCAUCUUCGCUCUUCUGGUGGCUCUCUUCAAGGUGCUUCUCUCCAUCAAGGAACACUAGCAAUAAGGCUAGUCAUGUGUGAUUUCCAUACUUAUGUCAUCCUUUUCAAUGCUCCCUUCUACUGUAUAAUAUUUGUGUGAUGUUGCAUUUAUUGUGUUCAAAUCUUCCUUGGCUGAAUUCCUUGUAUCAAACUGAAUUCAUUCAAGUUGCAGUAAAUGUUUAAUCAAUCA
Molecule: messenger RNA, 1996 nt
Organism: Hordeum vulgare subsp. vulgare (domesticated barley)
Lineage: Eukaryota; Viridiplantae; Streptophyta; Magnoliopsida; Poales; Poaceae
Product: UPF0481 protein At3g47200-like
Exons: 2
Coding region: 297-1826 (509 amino acids)
Source: RefSeq, a predicted model, not a curated record